Messenger RNA from Cuscuta epithymum, 3709 nucleotides. The record is from the annotation of a GenBank genome assembly. NCBI's taxonomy places the organism in Eukaryota, Viridiplantae, Streptophyta, Magnoliopsida, Solanales, Convolvulaceae.
UUGAAAGAUACACAAAUUGAAAAAGCAUCCCCAACUGUUGAAUUUGGGCGGAUGAUGACUCCUUAUAGCCCGCAUCAUCAUCAUCGCGCUCCCUGCUCAAAUCUCAGUCACAGGAAAAGCCUCAAAUCUAUUAUGAGAGCGAAUAAUUAUUGGGUUUCAACAGUGUUUUAGAUUCAUUCAUUCAUUCAUGUCUUCUUCCAGACCUGAAGAUGAAUCCAAACAGCCCGACAAAUCGAGAUUUCUGAAUCUAUUUCGCCAGUACUGCUUUCAUCAGCUCUCCAACAGUAUGCCGAGCUUCAAGCUCAAAGACCGCUGCAAGAAUACCCAAGUCCACGCCCUUAACUCAUCCGACUGCUCCACCAGCACCGCCGCCGCCGGCACCGCCAAGCACUACCAUCAGGCCCAACCCACAAUCAAUUCCAUCCUCACAGAGUCCCCGGAGACAGUUUCAUCGCAAAUGGCCGAGUCCUUGCUCCCAUUUGGACUUCCCACGACUGCUUCUCUCGAGCCCCAAAUCGACCCUUUGUUCAAACCGGUCGAUUUUGUUGAAUCCAUGGCUGAGCUCUACCGAAGGUUAGAAAAGAGUCCAGAUUUCGCUAAAUCCGCGUUGUAUUUGGAACAAUUCUCUCUGUUGUGUAAUCUCGGCGACCCGAAAUUGAAUCGGAGGUGUCUCCAAUCGGCCCGCCAACACGCAGUUGACGUGCAUUCCAAGGUGGUUUUAUCCGCUUGGUUGAGAUACGAGAGGAGAGAAGACGAGAUGGUGGGAAAAUCAGCUCUUGAUUGCACUGGCAGAAUUCUCGAAUGCCCUAAGUCCGCUUUGGUCCACGGGUAUGACCCGGAUUCGGUUUUCAAUAAUUGCAAUUGUCAUCAACAAUCCCUGAAUCACAAAUCUGAUUUCAGCAUCUCCAUGGGGAAUUCCCUCCCUACGGCGGAAGAAGAAGGGGAAGUAAGUUUCUAUAUUGGCAAUGAAGUGAUCACGUGUAUCAGAGGUAAAUUCGCUUCUCUGUCAGUUCCUUUGGAAACCAUGCUGUAUGGUAAUUUCAUGGAGUCUAAGAACGAAAUAAUUGACUUCACACCAAUUGGGAUUUCUCCGGAUGGACUGAAAGCAGUUGAUAUGUUUAGUAGGAUAGGAAGAUUAGACACCACAUAUCCACCAAGUAUAGUUCUAGAGAUGCUCUCUUUUGCAAAUAGAUUUUGUUGUGAAGGAAUGAAAUCAUCUUGUGAUAGUCAUUUAGCUUCAAUGGUUUCCGACAUUGAUGAGGCCUUGGUUCUUAUGGAUUAUGCCAUGGAGGAAAGAGCACAACUUCUGGCAGCUUCUUGCUUGCAGGUUAUGCUCAGAGAGCUCCCUGGUUAUUUAUACAACUCCAAAGUUUUUAGUAUAUUUUGUAGCAGUGAAGCUAAGGAGAGGUUGUCUGCAAUAGGACAUUCUUCCUUUCUUUUGUAUUAUUUCCUUAGCCAGGUUGCCAUGGAGGAUAGUAUGGAGUCGAAAGUGACAGUAAUGUUAUUGGAGAGAUUGAGAGAAUGUGCUAGUGACAGGUGGCAGAAGGCUAUUGCACUUCACCAGCUAGGUUGUGUCUUGUUUGGGAGGAAGGAUUAUAAAGAAGCUCAAUCUUGCUUUGAAGAAGCUGUGGAAGCCGGGCAUGCAUAUUCUUCUGUAGGAGUAGCAAGAACUAAAUGCAAACAGGGGCAACGUUUUUCAUCUUAUGAGACAAUUGAUGGUUUGAUUUCAAAUUACAAACCCACGGGGUGGAUGUACCAAGAACGGUCUUUGUACACUUUGGGUAAACAAAAGAUUUCGGAUUUGGAUGAUGCCACUAAGUUGGACCCCACACUUACUUUCCCGUAUAAGUACAGAGCUGUUGCUAUGGUGGAAGAAAACGAGAUCGAGUCAGCCAUAUCAGAGAUAAACAGAAUUGUCGGGUUUAAGGUAUCUCCAGACUGUCUUGAGCUCCGGGCUUGGUGUUUUAUUGUUAUUGAAGAUUACAAGUCUGCCAUGAGAGACAUUCGAGCUCUUUUGACAUUGGAGCCGAAUUAUAUGAUGUUUUUUGGGAAGAUGAGAGGUGACCACUUGCUUGAAACCCUAGCUCAGCAUGUCCAACAAUGGAGUUCGGCUGAUUGCUGGAUGCAGCUUUAUGACCGAUGGUCUUCUGUUGAUGAUAUCGGUUCAUUGGCUGUGAUUCAUCAGAUGCUGCUCAAUGAUCCGGGAAAAAGUGUCUUACGGUUUCGCCAAUCUUUACUUCUUUUGAGGUUGAACUGUCAAAAGGCUGCAAUGAGGAGCUUGAGAUUGGCACUUAAUCAUUCUACCUCCAAGUGCGAAAGACUAGUAUAUGAAGGAUGGAUUCUAUAUGAUACAGGGCACCGCAAAGAAGCACUUUUGAAAGCUGAGGAGUCAAUAACUAUCCAGAGAUCAUUUGAAGCCUUCUUCCUUAAAGCUUAUGCUUUAGCUGAUACAACUCUGGAUUCUGAAUCAUCAUCAUAUGUGAUUCAACUAUUAGAGGAGGCACUUAAAUGCCCAUCAGACGGUCUUCGUAAGGGACAAGCACUGAAUAACUUAGGGAGUAUCUACGUUGAUUGUGGAAAGCUGGAUCAUGCCGCACAUUGCUACUCAAGUGCCCUAGAAAUCAAGCAUACAAGGGCACAUCAAGGAUUAGCACGCGUUUAUUAUCUAAAACAAGAUAAGAAAUCUGCCUAUGCUGAAAUGACAAAGCUUAUAGAGAAGGCACAAAACAAGGCUUCAGCUUACGAGAAACGGUCAGAAUAUUGUGAUCGUGACAUGGCAAAUAAUGACCUCAGCAUGGCAACACAACUGGAUCCUUUAAGAACGUACCCUUACAGAUAUAGAGCAGCUGUGCUCAUGGAUGACCAAAUGGAAGCAGAAGCAGUGGAAGAGCUGACAAGAGCCAUAUCUUUCAAACCAGAUUUGCAAAUGCUCAACCUUAGAGCUGCCUUCUAUGAGUCAAUGGGUGAUCAAACUUGUGCUCUCAGAGAUUGUGAAGCAGCACUCUGUUUGGAUCCCUCUCACAAAGACACCCUCGAUCUCUAUCACCGUACACUAGACAAAUCCACCCCUUAAUAGCAGCAGCCAGCCAGAGGGUUUGAGCUUCUUCUUUCCCUGAAACAGCAACCAGGUCUGCAAUGAUGACGAUGACACUGGUUCAGGGGCGAAACGGGGUUUACCCUCGACGGUGUGUGUACAUAUUACGGGCAGGCUGGGCCCGCUUAGGAUCCUGACAAUGGGAAAAAAUUAGUUUGUUCAACUAAAGACUAGAAUUUCACAGAAAGCAAAAAACACAUGACAUGCUGAAGAUUGAAGAAUCUGCUUUUUGGGUGUGGCAUAUUUUAAACAAAGCAUUGAUCCUUCCGGACUGAACAUAUAAGUACUGAUUUUUUUUUCUUUUUAUGGGGGGUUGGCACGUUUUUUUCUUCUCUAGGGUACACGAGACGUGAAUCUUGUUUGCCAAAGAAGCUUCGUUCUGAAUUGCGAUACAAGACCCUUAAAAGCUCAUCGCAGAUUUGUACAUGUCACAUGUGUAUAAUAACAAUGAACGGAAGCUGUUUCCUUUGCUAUUUUAUGCUUUCUGUUUGUGAUAAUGUAACUUCGACAUGUUUCUUAUAAGUGUUUUAUAAGUGUUGAUCAGACAUGACAGAAUUGUCCAAAGUCAACGUGUGAAGUUUACAGAAUGAGUAACAACUAACAAACGCGUUAAAU